Molecule: messenger RNA, 1143 nt
Organism: Miscanthus lutarioriparius
Lineage: Eukaryota; Viridiplantae; Streptophyta; Magnoliopsida; Poales; Poaceae
Source: the annotation of a GenBank genome assembly
AUGGGUACGGAGGAGAUGGAGGCGGUCAUCAUCGCCGGCGUCCUCCGGCGAGCUGGCGCUGACGUGACGCUUGCCUCUGUGGAGGACGGCCUCGAGGUGGAGGCGUCCUGCGGCUCCCGCAUCGUCGCCGACACGCACAUUGCCUCCUGCGCUGACCAAAUGUUCGAUCUUGUGGCUCUCCCGGGAGGAAUGCCUGGUUCAGUGCGGUUGAGAGAUAGUGAUAUCCUUCAGAGGAUCACAGUUAGACAGGCUGAGGAGAAAAGAUUGUAUGGUGCUAUAUGUGCCGCACCGGCGGUUGUUCUAAUGCCGUGGGGUCUCCACAGGAGAAAAAAGAUCACCUGUCACCCAUCUUUUAUAGGAGAUCUCCCUGCAUUCCGAGCUGUUGAAUCAAAUGUUCAGGUUUCAGGAGAGCUUACUACAAGUCGUGGCCCAGGGACAGCAUUUCAGUUCGCUUUAUCAUUUGUUGAACAAAUGUUUGGACCUCGUGCAGCUGAAGAUAUGAACAGGAUUUUGAUGGCACAAACUCACGACGAUCUUGAAAGGAGUGCAGAAGUCAAUGAACUUGAGUGGUCUGUUGAUCGCAAUCCUGAUGUUCUUAUUCCAAUUGCAAAUGGGUCUGAAGAGAUGGAGAUCAUAAUUCUGGUUGAUAUUUUAAGACGGGCAAAGAUAAAUGUGGUAUUAGCGUCAGUUGAAAAAUCUCCAACUAUUCUUGGAUCCCAAAGGAUACAGAUUGUUGCUGAUAAAAGCAUUAUGAGUGCCUCUGAUUCAAUAUAUGAUCUAAUCAUUCUUCCUGGAGGACCUGCUGGAGCUGAGCGGCUGCACAGGUCCAGAAUUCUGAAGAAGUUACUCAAACAACAAAUGCAAGCUGGCAGGAUGUAUGGUGGGGUUUGUUCUGCUCUGAAGGUUCUGCAGCAGCAAGGUUUACUCGAGGAUAAAACAGUGACAGCUCAUCAUGCUGUAGCCAGUGAGCUCACAUGCCAAGUUAUAGACCAACCAAAGGUUGUGAUCGAUGGGAAUUUGAUCACUGGUAAGGGGCUUGGGACAGUUGUUGAUUUUGCCCUAGCUAUCAUCAGGAAAUUUGUUGGCCAUGGACGAGCCAAAGCUGUGGCGAAUGGAAUAGUUUUUGAGUACCCUAAGAGCUAA